This is a messenger RNA of Oreochromis niloticus (Nile tilapia), 1314 nucleotides long. It is a transcript of the gene ora1, whose product is annotated as olfactory receptor class A related 1. Gene Ontology annotation, molecular function: pheromone receptor activity. The transcript is spliced from 2 exons. The record is from RefSeq and is a predicted model, not a curated record. Lineage: Eukaryota; Metazoa; Chordata; Actinopteri; Cichliformes; Cichlidae. Gene Ontology annotation, cellular component: membrane. Gene Ontology annotation, biological process: G protein-coupled receptor signaling pathway. The coding region runs from base 141 to 1082 and encodes 313 amino acids.
CAUAUUUAGUUUGUUGCACUAAUAUCUUGGCCAAUCGUCUUUAGGGGUAUCUGGGAUUAUAUAUUGCGCUUACAAAGGCCCUUCAACAUUUAAAGCACUAAAUACUUUAUUUUUUCUCUGCAACUUCAGGCCUUGGUGGCAUGGAUCUGUGUGUGACCAUCAAAGGGGUCUCCUUCCUCUUGCAAACAGGUAUGGGCAUUUUAGGAAACACUGUGGUACUUUUGGCGUACACCCAUAUCGUUUGCACUGGACCGAAGCUCCUUCCUGUGGACAUGAUCCUGUGCCACCUGGCCUUUGCCAACCUGUUGCUGCUGCUGACCCGCUGUGUCCCCCAGACAAUGACGGUGUUCGGGCUGAAGGACCUAUUGAAUGACCCAGGCUGUAAGGUGGUGAUCUAUGCUUACCGCAUUGGCCGGGCUUUGUCAGUCUGCAUCACCUGCAUGCUAAGUGUGUUUCAGGCAGUGACCAUCACCCCUACUGGGCCUUACUUGUCCAGGCUGAAGCCUUCACUUCCGUCCCUAGUUCUUCCCACCUUUGCAGGGCUGUGGCUCUUCAAUAUGGCCAUAUGCAUAGCAGCUCCCUUAUUCUCCAUGGCUCCACGAAAUGGCACUGUCCCUGCCUUUACCUUAAACCUGGGCUUCUGCCAUGUGGACUUCAGAGACAACUUGUCCUAUGUGAUUAAUGGGGUGGCUGUAUCUGGGAGGGAUUUUGCAUUUGUUGCCCUGAUGGUGGGCUCCAGCUGUUACAUCUUGCUGCUGCUCCACCGCCAUAGCCACCAAGUGAAAGGGAUUCGUCGCUCUCAGGGUGGAGGGGCAGAGACCAGAGCAGCCAAAACAGUGCUAACCCUGGUAGUUCUCUAUGUGGUCUUCUUUGGGAUUGAUAAUGUGAUCUGGAUCUACAUGCUGACAGUGGCAAAAGUGUCACCGGUGGUGGCUGAUAUGAGGGUGUUUUUCUCUUCAUGCUAUGCCUCUCUCAGCCCAUACUUUAUCAUUUCCUCAAACAAAAAGGUCAAAGCAAAGAUCGUGUGCGCAGCUGAGCAUGAGCAGCCAUCAGCGGACACUCAAGAUUCGAAUGACAAAUGACUCUGUCUCUAUCUUAACAGCCUGCUGACUCACCUGCUAGACAGCAGAGUCUUUCUAUCAGACCUUAUUAUUUUCAGGAUACUCUUAUUUAGCUGUUAUUUAAACAGUAGAACUAGAGAUUAGUGUUGUACAGCUGUAUGUAUUCUUAAUAUUUUUAUCUGAAUUCUAAUUAAAUGUAAAUUACAAUCGUAUGUACCUGUGCCAACAUUUUCUUAAGUCAAAUAUGCCAGAA